AUGAAUAUCCAUCCUCCCAUUUCAAGAUCCACCCAGGAAAUCGUGGAGGUGGAGCUUACGGAUCUCUUGACUCAGUCACACGAAGAAGUUUCGAGUCUCCAGCGUAUAUUUGAAGCUCGAAUGGCUGAAGCCGAGCAAACACGCGAGGAUUACGAGCACAGGCAUGCCAGCGAAAUGCAGGCUUUGCAGGAAGAACUGGCGAGCUCGCGCUGUACAAUGGACCGCAUCAAACAUGAACUCCUAGAUAGCACCUCGCGCAAGCUGGAAGACAUGCACUCAGCCAUCUCGACAUCGCAGAAAGUGAUCGAAGCGGGAAUGAAAGACCAGACGCGAUAUUGGAAAUCCAUUUGCGAAGAGCUCGUCUUGGAGAGGCGAGAAAUGGCUCAAAAGUUUGCGGAGGAGCGAGGGCUAUACACAGCUCUCAAAACAUACCUCGCUGGUCACGACGAAACUAGCACAAGGACGCUGUCUCACAGCCGUGCACGGAUACGAAGGACACAAGAGACUGCUAGCAAAGUGCGCGUGUGCACCUCGUCACCUUCAGCAGCACCGACAUUUACGUCUGGAAACAAUGAAUCAAACGGUGAAUCUGCUACCUGCGCAUCCACGUGCAGCACGCCAACAGACCCUCCCUCCAGACUGGUAGUGGUUCCUAAUGCAGACAUCGCUAACAAUCCAGCUAGUGCCGAGGCUUCUCCAACGCAAAGCAAUUGCAGUAGCAGCAGCAGCAAGUCGACAUUUCGAAGGUACUACCUCGCUCAAAAGCGCGAAAACCGCGUGGUGCUUCAAUAG
Messenger RNA from Phytophthora infestans T30-4, 792 nucleotides. RefSeq lists its product as uncharacterized. The coding region runs from base 1 to 792 and encodes 263 amino acids. The record is from RefSeq and is a predicted model, not a curated record. Lineage: Eukaryota; Oomycota; Peronosporomycetes; Peronosporales; Peronosporaceae. The transcript is spliced from 2 exons.